Messenger RNA from Alnus glutinosa, 1647 nucleotides. RefSeq names its product serine/threonine-protein kinase BLUS1-like. Bases 1 to 1647 code for a protein of 548 amino acids. The transcript has 2 exons. The record is from RefSeq and is a predicted model, not a curated record. Gene Ontology annotation, molecular function: ATP binding; protein kinase activity; protein serine/threonine kinase activator activity. Lineage: Eukaryota; Viridiplantae; Streptophyta; Magnoliopsida; Fagales; Betulaceae. Gene Ontology annotation, biological process: protein phosphorylation.
AUGGCUCACGAAGAAGAAGAAGUGCCUAAAAAGGUCCGAUACCCAUUGGACUCAAACUCCUACAACAUUCUUCAUGAAGUUGGUUUUAGUGAAGGCGCUGUUGUUUACAAAGCCGUAUGCGUCCCCCUGGACUCCAUGGUGGUGGCAAUCAAAGCCAUCGAUCUUGAUCAAUCCCGGGCGGAUUUAGAAACUGUUAGACGCCAAGCCGAGAGCAUGUCGCUUCUCUCCCACCCAAACAUCCUCGACGUUCACUGUUCCUUCACAGUUGAUCAUCGCCUUUGGGUGGUGAUGCCAUUCAUGUCCGCCGGCUCUUUACAAUCCAUAAUAUCUUCUUCUUUCCCAGACGGCUUAUCCGAGCCAUGCAUUGCCAUAAUUCUCAAAGAAACUCUAAGCGCCUUGUCCUAUCUUCACAACCAAGGAUACCUUCACAGAGGCAUCAAGGCCGGUAACAUCCUCAUUGACUCCAACGGGUCCGUGAAGCUUGCAGACUUUGGAAUGAUCCCAUCGCCCGUUGUUGCGGGCACGCCUUAUUGGAUGACCCCGGAGCCGGAGGUAAUAUACUCGGAAAAGGCUGAUGUAUGGUCCUUAGGAAUCACUGCAUUAGAAUUGGCCCACGGACGCCCUACUUUGUCGACAAUUAAUAUUCGGCCCAAGAAUGACAAUCACGAGAAGUUCUCCAAGGCUUUCAAAGACAUGGUGGCUUCUUGUCUCCAUCAAGACCCAUCAAAGAGGCCCUCGGCAGAGGAAUUGUCAAAGCAUUCGUUCUUCAAGAAUUGCAUGGAUUCGGGUUUUCUUGUAAAGAAUGUCUUGCAGGGGUUACCUAGUGUUGAAGAAAGGUUCAAGGCCGAGGGUGGUGACUCAGCGAGGCAGAGUAUAAAAAAGUGGAGGAUCACUGGGUGGAGCUUCAGCGAGGACAGGUUUGAACUCGACCCAGUCUUCCCAGCAGAGUCCAGUGCUGCUGACGAUUCGGUUGUGAAACAAGUUCGGUUAGGCGGUGAGUCUAUAAUAAUGGAAGACAAGGGAGGUGCGUCGGGCGGGUCAUCAUCAGCCGAGUUAAAUAUUAUUCCGACUUUACCGGGUCAAUUUGUGGAAGAGGCGGCCCUAGUGGGUUGUCACAGUGAGGCUGAGAAUAGAAGAAGUGGUGGUGAGGGUGUGGAUGUACCGGAGGGUCUGGUGGCGUUGAACAUUAGCUUGGAUGAGCAAAGGACAGAGGUGAGAAGUACUGUGAUUUGUCAGUUAGGUGGGGAGGUGAGCAUGGAGGGGGAGGAGGAGGAGAAGGCUCAGUCUUCCCAACUGAUCGAGUCCAGUGCUGCUAACGAUUCAGUUGUACGUGAAACAAGUUCGGUUUCGCCGGAGAAGCUAUAUAUAAUAAUGGAUGUGCUAGUACUGCAGAUUCUGGCGGCGAUGAAGAGAAGCUUGGAUGCGGCGAGCAGUCUGAUUUGUCAGUUACGUGGGGAGGAAGGUGGGGAUCCUCAGGUCAUAGAGAGGCUGUGGGUUGACUUGGAGAUUGAGAAAAAGAGGCACUUCGCCUUGCAAUUGGUGCUGGAAACUGUGCUGCAGGUUGACUUGGACAAUGCCGAAGAGAGGAACUUGGCGUUGCAGUUGGUGUCGGAAAUUGUGCUGCUCUUCAUUGAAGGAACGACAUAA